Molecule: messenger RNA, 1933 nt
Organism: Mustela erminea (ermine)
Lineage: Eukaryota; Metazoa; Chordata; Mammalia; Carnivora; Mustelidae
Gene: LDHC
Product: lactate dehydrogenase C
Exons: 8
Coding region: 328-1326 (332 amino acids)
Biological process (GO): carboxylic acid metabolic process
Cellular component (GO): cytoplasm
Molecular function (GO): L-lactate dehydrogenase (NAD+) activity
Source: RefSeq, a predicted model, not a curated record
UCGGUAGAGCAACUGUCGCAGGGCUUCGCACUUAAGUGCCGUUGGUGGCUUCCUUUUGGUGUAACUUUUUUCUUCUUCUUCUUUUUAAGCUUCCUUAAAGGCAGUGAGUUCUGUGUUCCGGCUGUCUGUACUGAGUUGGGGCAGGCAAGUACUUUUGAGUGUCUAGUACUGGGGUGAAAAUGAUAGCUUGAGGGCUGGGAGAAAUAAAAAGCUCAUUGGUGCCCCAACACCUAGGCAGACUGGUUCUCCUCUGCCUCUCCAUACCCCUUUUUUCGCUUUCCCGCCACACGCGGCUCCAACAUUCUGCAAACUCAGUAGGUUCUCAAAAUGUCAACUAUCAAGGAGAAGCUUAUUGAGAGUCUAAUUGAGGAAGAUGAAGCCUCGCAGAGUAAGAUCACCAUUGUUGGCACUGGUGCUGUAGGCAUGGCUUGUGCUAUUUGUAUCUUAUUGAAGGAUUUGGCCGAUGAACUCGCCCUCAUUGAUGUCUCAGUGGACAAAUUGAAGGGAGAAAUGAUGGAUCUUCAGCAUGGCAGUCUUUUCUUUAAUACUUCAAAGAUUACCUCUGGAAAAGAUUACAUAGUAUCUGCAAACUCCAAAUUAGUUAUUGUGACAGCAGGUGCACGGCAACAGGAGGGAGAAAGUCGCCUUGCCCUGGUGCAACGGAAUGUGAACAUCAUGAAAUCAAUCAUUCCUACCAUAGUCCAGCAUAGUCCUGACUGUAAGAUGCUUAUUAUUUCAAAUCCAGUGGAUAUUUUGACAUAUGUGGUCUGGAAGCUAAGUGGCUUACCUGCAACUCGUAUAAUUGGAAGUGGUUGUAAUCUAGACUCUGCCCGUUUCCGUUACCUAAUUGGAGAGAAGUUGGGUGUCCAUCCCACAAGCUGCCAUGGUUGGAUUAUUGGAGAACAUGGUGAUUCUAGUGUGCCUUUAUGGAGUGGGGUGAAUGUUGCUGGUGUUGCUCUGAAGACUCUAGACCCUAAAUUAGGAACUGAUUCAGACAAAGAGCAGUGGAAAAAUAUCCAUAAACAAGUUGUUGAAAGUGCCUAUGAGAUUAUCAAACUUAAAGGGUAUACCUCUUGGGCUAUUGGACUGUCUGUGACAGAUCUGGCAGGAUCAAUUUUGAAAAAUCUUAGGAGAGUGCAUCCAGUUUCGACUAUGGUUAAGGGCUUAUAUGGAAUAAAUGAAGAAAUCUUUCUCAGUAUCCCUUGUAUCUUGGGGCAAAAUGGUGUCUCAGAUGUUGUGAAAGUUAACUUGAAUUCAGAGGAGGAGGCCCUUUUUAAGAAGAGUGCAGACACAAUCUGGAAUAUCCAAAAAGACCUGGUAUUUUAAAGCCUCUUAAUGUUUCACCGUUCCAUAGAACAGAAGAUGUCAGACUGUGUAUUUUACAUUUUGAAAGUAUUUUAUUUUUUUGUUUUUUUUUGGAAAGUAUUUUAAUCUGAUCUGUAAAAAAUAAAAAAACACUGGAGACCCAUGAUGUAAGUUCAGUCCCGCAAGGUUUGGAAAAGGAAAUGGUAGAUUUCUCUCUCUGAGUCUCUUAUAGCUCAGUUCUAAUGAUACCCAACCUAUACAGAUGCAAGUUUUACUUCUGAGGUAUGUCAUAUAUGAGUUGCCUUCAGAUUUAGUAGAAUAUGUAUAACAACCCAGUAUAAUAUAAAAUGAUUUUUCCCACAAAACAACCAGCACUUUUUUCUUGUGUCAAAAUUUAAUUCUUUAUUUUUCUUUAUUUCUUUAUUUAAAUUUCUUUAUUUACUUUACUGCUUCAUUGGCUUCAUAUGUAUGAUCUUUACUAAGUAAGCACUUAAUCCUUAAGACCAUGUGUAUCAGAAGGAAACAAAUAAAAUUUUAUGGUAUAAAAAAUUAAACAAAAUGUCUUUGAACCUUGUAAUAUUAUUCCAAUUCAUAUAAACCCAAGUAGGGGCACCUGGGUGGCUCAGUG